GAAGACAUCUGGGAUGCAUCAAAGGCAGCCCAGCCGGCUCUGGCUCCGUCUCAGUGCUGCUCCCCAAUCCCUCCCAGAGCAGCCGCUGCGCUCCAAGGCGUGGCGGCCGAGCUGAUUGCCUCUCCUCUGCUUUCCUUCCAGGCUCUGGCCGCCGCUGGCCGCCCGGAUGCCUCGCCUUGGCCCGAGUUCCGCUGUGUUUUUAGCGCUGCACUAGGGACCCUGUUCGGUGCGGUUCGGGGUUUUUGUGGUGACAGCAUCAGCGGCUGCCUUUUUUAAAUUUAUUUUCUAACUUGGACCCAGACCCGGGCCCGGCCCCACUCCCGCUGGCAUGAUGGCCCAGUCCAAGGCCAACGGCUCGCACUACGCGCUGACCGCCAUCGGCCUGGGGAUGCUGGUCCUGGGCGUCAUCAUGGCCAUGUGGAACCUGGUGCCCGGCUUCAGCUCCGGCGAGAAGCCCCCCGCGCAGGGCAGCAACAAGACGGAGGUGGGCAGCGGCAUCCUCAAGAGCAAGACGUUCUCGGUGGCCUACGUGCUGGUGGGGGCCGGCGUGAUGCUGCUGCUGCUCUCCAUCUGCCUGAGCAUCCGGGACAAGCGGAAGCAGCGGCAGGGCGAGGAGAUGGCGCACAUCCAGCAUCUGCCGGGGCCCGAGACGCACGCCCCCGAGGAGGACAGCCAGGAGGAGGAGGAGGAGGAGGCCUCCUCCAGGUACUACGUCCCCAGCUACGAGGAAGUGAUGAACACCAACUUCCCCGGAGCGCGGGAGCCGGACCACAGCCCGCGGAUGAGCAUCUCUCUUCCCUCCUACGAGUCCCUGACGGGGCUGGACGAGACGAGCCCCACGACCCCCCGGGCCGACGCCGAGGGGCACCCCCCCGAAAGGCAGAACUCCAAGCUGGCCAAACGCCUGAAGCCGCUGAAAGUGCGAAGGAUUAAGUCCGAGAAGCUCCACCUCAAAGACUUCAGGAUCAACCUCCCGGACAAAAACACCCCUCCGCCCUCCAUCGAGCCUCUGACGCCCCCGCCGCAGUACGACGAGGUCCAGGAGAAGGCCCCCAACGCCCGGCCCCCCGACUGACGGCCCCCCCCCCCGGGGUGCUCCCUCCUGCCACUCGCCCUCCGCACCCACAGACCCCAAUGAAGCCACUCCGGCCACCGCUGAGCAGCGAGGGGACCGAUGCGGACGGAGCCGUUUCGGACAGGGGUGUGGGUUGGGGAGCCCUGUGAUUCUGGGGUGACGCACGUCCACAGGACCUUUCGUCACUGGCGUGCUGGGCAGAGAUGCCAUCUGGGAUCUCAUGAUGCUGCAGGUCCCGUGGGGGGUGGGAGGGGUGGUCCAUGGUCCCCCAUUGUCUUUCCUCAACUGAAUCCCUGAUGGUGACAGCAUCUCUCCCACCAGGACAGGAUGCCUGGGGACGGGGGAUAGAGUGUGGUUCGGUUUUGCCUCCACUGAGACUGUUCUGUUUCCAAAAGAAAUUAAGUUAUGCCUUCACUUUCUUCCCCGGAGCCCCAGACCGCGUGUAGGAACCGCUGCUCAGCUUGGCAGCGAGGGCGUGGGACCCGAGCAAAGGUCCGAGGCCUCUGGGGGGGUGAGGCCCGGGUGGGGUCCUCGGAGCCGGAUGCUGUGGGUUCUUCGAGGGCCCGAGGCCUUAAGAUGCUGAGGACCAUAGUCUUAACCGGUACACGUGACCAGUCCCUCCCGUGUAGCGGCAGGAGAGCUGGAGGGGAAGUUCCCUUCUAAGAUGCCGAGCAUUUUAUAAUAAAGUAUUUUAUAUGUA
This is a messenger RNA of Pipistrellus kuhlii (Kuhl's pipistrelle), 1775 nucleotides long. It is a transcript of the gene TMEM51, whose product is annotated as transmembrane protein 51. Bases 329 to 1075 code for a protein of 248 amino acids. The record is from RefSeq and is a predicted model, not a curated record. NCBI's taxonomy places the organism in Eukaryota, Metazoa, Chordata, Mammalia, Chiroptera, Vespertilionidae. The transcript has 2 exons.